Molecule: messenger RNA, 1518 nt
Organism: Enterobius vermicularis (human pinworm)
Lineage: Eukaryota; Metazoa; Nematoda; Chromadorea; Rhabditida; Oxyuridae
Source: the annotation of a GenBank genome assembly
UUGUUAUUAUUAUUAGUUUUCAUUUUUUUUUUUUUUAAUUUCCAGUUUAUAUCUGUGGAUGAAACAAGCGGUGAAAUAACGGUUCGGGCAAAAUUAGAUCAUGAACUUGAAUCAGUUUACGAUUUUGUUGUUGUACCGAUUAGUGGCAUUGAAAAAUCAAUGCACGUUUACAUCCAUGUAAAUGAUGAAAACGAUAAUGCACCAGAAUUUCCUGUUUCAUCAAUAUCUGUAGAAGUAUCAGAGUAUGCACGACUACAUUCUGAAAUUUCAAUUCCAUCUGCUGUGGACAAAGAUUCACCACCAUAUAAUGUGCAAAAAUAUCAGAUAAAGUCUGGCAAUGUAAACAAUGCAUUUAGGUUAGCAACUAGAAAUGUUAAUUCUGUUGAAUAUGUUGAUUUGGUUGUAAACGGUGAACUAGAUCGGGAAUAUCGAGCUCAUUAUGAACUGAUCAUUGAGGCAGCUGAUGGUGGAAAUCCACCAAAGAUUGGAACGUUAAAUGUCAGUGUUAACAUUUUGGACGCUAACGAUAAUUCUCCGGAAUUUAGCGAACCAAGAUACUCUGCUGAAGUACCAUGGAACGUAACAGAGGGCUUCAACGUUAUAACUGUUCGUGCCAGCGAUCCUGAUCAGGGUUUAAACUCUAAAAUUGCCUACUCAUUAGUUCAGGCACAUCCAAGUUUGAAACCACAUUUUGGAAUCGAUUCUCGUACCGGUACUGUCACUGUUACAGAUGCAAGUUUUGAAGCCGGUUCAGUGCAUGAACUGCUUGUUGUUGCCAGCGAUCAUGGAUUACCGCAACCUUUACAAACCACAGCGUUUUUGACAAUAGUUGUUAGUAAAAGUACUGAGCCGAUACCGCAAUUUGACAUAUACUGGCUUACUGAUUCUGGUAAUCCACAGAUCUAUGAAAAUGCAACAGCCGGAUAUGUGCUUGCUCGUAUAGCGGUACAAAACGUUGAGCCUAACAGUGAGGUAGACUUAGAAGGUUGCGACUCUAUAUGUUUGGAACAAACGCAAAAGCAGAAUGUUUACUUAGCUUUAGCUUGUAAACUUCUGUUCGACCGAGAACUGAAAUCAUCCUACAGCAUAAAUUUUCUUAUAAAGAACAAUAAUGUUGUUAUUUUGGAGCACCCAGUUGUUCUUGAGGUGUUAGAUGUUAAUGACAAUGCACCUCAGUUUGGUAAUUCGAUGCUUCGAGUUACCUACAAUCGUUCAGGAGAUGAGGAAGAUGUUGUGCGUAUUGUGGCUACAGAUGCGGAUGCUGGAGAAAAUGCCAGAAUUCGUUACUCAAUUUUUGAGACCGAUCUUCGAUGUCCCAAUGGCGAAGUUCAAUUCCGUGUAAGAGCCGAGGACAAUGGUGUUCCUUCACUUUCUUCAGUCGUUGACGUGUUUGUGGAUAUUAUUGAAAGUGGUGAACACCCACCAGUGUUUUCCAAACCACUGUACGAAGUCACCGUUCGAGAAGACAUUGAUGUUGGCACCUGUCUUCUUGAAGUAAGUUUGCCAAGUCACUUUUAG